AUGGAUUCAAGAUUUCGGAGUCCUGUUGUUCCACGAAAGGUCGUCGGGGCCGAAGAAGCAGCAACGUCUUUAGCAAAAAAGUCCAAAAGGUCAAAAUCAACAGAAAACUCGCUAGAAAAGGGUGAUCCUUUCAUGCGCAUGGCUGCUAAAGGCAAAACAGACCCUGAAGAUCCAAUGUCAGUUCUAAAUAAAAGAUGGUCUGUUGUAGCUAAAAAUCAGGAAACGAUGUCCAAACAAGAACUCUUAAACAAUUAUCGACUUCUGAUGAAUGAUCACCUUCGACUUGAAAGAUUUCUUUCUAUUAUUACAAAAGAUAAUGAAAUGGCUCGUAAUCGCCUGGAGACGGAUCUUUUGGACGCGAUGAUGUGUAUUGAGGAUUUAAAACAAGCCUUGGAAAAUAGUUCUUCACCUCACAGUAAAGAAGAUAAAAAACACCCAAUUCACUUGAGGUUACAUGAAAAAAUCGGGAGAAUCAUUGGACUAUUUUUGUUAAAAUAUAAGAACAAAUGGUUAACACCACAAAUGGUCUUACUUUUACCACUUUCAUUUAACCCUACAAAAUUUUUUUUUUUGAAACUCCAUUUAAAUUCGUCCCAAAACAACUGCGAUCUUCAAGUUCGUCUUCAAAACUGCCACAAUUGCAAAAACCAUGAAAAAGAAAUGCAAAUCCAUUCAGAAGUCAUGGUGACGGUUUUGCUGAUUUUCUCAGUUCUGGUAUUAUCUGGCUGCGAAAAAACUACUUGUUUGUUUCAGAAAAGAAAUACUUUAGUUGGAGCUAAGGUCUGUACUCUUUUUUCGUCUCAAACAGAUUGA
Messenger RNA from Echinococcus granulosus, 813 nucleotides. RefSeq lists its product as hypothetical. The record is from RefSeq and is a predicted model, not a curated record. NCBI's taxonomy places the organism in Eukaryota, Metazoa, Platyhelminthes, Cestoda, Cyclophyllidea, Taeniidae. Bases 1 to 813 code for a protein of 270 amino acids. The transcript is spliced from 7 exons.